This is a messenger RNA of Magnusiomyces paraingens, 570 nucleotides long. RefSeq lists its product as uncharacterized. Bases 1 to 570 code for a protein of 189 amino acids. Gene Ontology annotation, molecular function: GMP kinase activity. The transcript is spliced from 2 exons. Gene Ontology annotation, biological process: purine nucleotide metabolic process. The record is from RefSeq and is a predicted model, not a curated record. Gene Ontology annotation, cellular component: cytosol. Lineage: Eukaryota; Fungi; Ascomycota; Dipodascomycetes; Dipodascales; Dipodascaceae.
AUGUCUGUUCGUCCCAUUGUUGUCUCUGGCCCUUCCGGUACUGGCAAGUCUACUCUUCUUAAGAAACUUUUUGCGGAAUACCCUGAUAAGUUUGGGUUUUCAGUUUCUCACACUACAAGAAGCCCCAGACCUGGCGAAGUAAAUGGGAAAGACUAUAAUUUUGUCACAGUUGACCAGUUCAAAGAAUUGAUUGAUAAAAAAGGAUUUAUUGAAUGGGCUCAGUUUUCUGGUAAUUAUUACGGUACUUCUAUUGAUGCUGUUAAACGUGUGUUAGAGAAAGACAACAAAACAUGCAUAUUGGAUAUAGAUAUGCAAGGUGUUAAGAGUGUCAAGAAAACGGAUCUUAAUGCUCGAUUUCUGUUUUUGGCACCCCCUUCUCUUGAAGAUCUUAAAGCGCGACUCACAGGCAGAGGCACUGAAUCUUCUGAAUCACUAGAGAAACGACUAAAACAAGCUGAGGUUGAACUAGAAUAUUCUAAAGAACCUGGUGCUCAUGAUAAAAUUAUUGUCAAUGAAGAUCUUGAUAGAGCAUAUCAAGAAUUCAAGGAUUUUAUGCUUGCUAAUGAGUAA